Messenger RNA from Ochotona princeps (American pika), 1449 nucleotides. Its product is annotated as PRAME family member 12-like. The coding region runs from base 13 to 1449 and encodes 478 amino acids. Gene Ontology annotation, biological process: negative regulation of DNA-templated transcription; negative regulation of apoptotic process; negative regulation of cell differentiation. The transcript is spliced from 3 exons. Lineage: Eukaryota; Metazoa; Chordata; Mammalia; Lagomorpha; Ochotonidae. The record is from RefSeq and is a predicted model, not a curated record. Gene Ontology annotation, cellular component: cytoplasm.
GCACUCAGCAGGAUGAGCAGCAUGUCCCCACCGAGACUCCUGCACUUGGCACAGAAGAGCCUGCUGGGUAAUGAGGCCUUGGCCAUCCUUAGUCUGGAGCAGCUUCCCAGAGAGAUGUUCCCUGCACUGUUCCUGGAAGCCUUCAACAGGAGGCUCCUGGACACCUUGAAGGCCAUGGUGAGGGUCUGGCCCUUUGAGUUCCUCCCGUUGGGCGACCUCAUGAAGUGGCCACAAGUGGACAUCCUGAAAGCUGUGUUGGAUGGUCUUGACAUGAAUUACACCCAGAAGUCUGACUGCAGGAGAGGGAAGCUGCAUGUGCUGGAUUUACGGGAUGCUGGUCUGAAUUUCUGGAAUGUGUGGGCUGAGAGCAUGGAUGAUGCCUGCUCUCCUGAGCCCAAGAUGAGGAGACAGCCAGUGGAGCACAAGCAGCCCAAGUCAGCCUUGAAGGUCAUAGCCAACAUUGACCUCACCACAGCCACCCCCGAUGAGUUCCUCACCCACCUGCUUCAGUGGGUGAAGGAGAGAGCCAGCCUGGUGCACCUGUGCUGCCACCAGCUGAAGAUCUCGGCAAGUCUCACCCACAGCAUGAGCAAAUUCCUGGACAUUCUGGAGCUUGGCUGCAUCCAGGAGGUGGAAGUGUUCUGUGACUGGCAACUCUCUGCCCUGGCCAAGUUUGCUCCCUACCUGGGCCAGAUGAGCAGUCUUCGCAAAUUGAGUCUUGCUAACAUAAAUGUUACAUCGCUCGUCACAAUAGAGGUAAUGAUGGAGUUUGUCUUCCUAUUCGCCUCCCAGUUUGCCAAGCUGCCCCACCUUCGCAGCCUUCAUAUUCGCUCCUUUUACUUUGUGUUUAACCACCUGGAUCAGGUGCUCAGGUGCCUGAAGAGCCCCCUGGAGACUCUCUCUGUAACGGCCUGCCUGCUCUCCGAAGCUGAUGUCCGCUAUCUGUCCCAGUGUCCAAGCCUCAGAGAACUCAAACACCUGCACCUGAGUCGUGUCCCAUUGACCCACAUCAGCCCUGAGCCCCUUCGAGUUCUGCUGGAGAGAGUGGCAGCCAACCUCCUGACCCUGGAUUUGAUGGACUGUGAGAUCACUGACUCCCAACUCAAUGCCAUCCUGCCUGCCCUGAGCCAGUGCUACCAGCUCACCACCUUACGCUUUUGGGGGAACAGAAUCUCCAUGGCCAUGAUGGAGAAGCUGCUAGAGCACAUGGGCAACCUCAGUGCACUGAGAGUGGAGCUGUACCCAGCUCCCCUGGAGAGUUACAACAUCCAGGGCAUUGUCCAGCGGGGAAGGUUUUUCCAUCUCUGUACACAGCUGAUGGGCAUCCUGGAAAGAAUUAGAGAGCCUAAGAAGGUUGUGUUUGGCACAGGCCACUGCUGGAAGUGUGCACAACGGAUGCUGUUUGGCCUAAACCACUCUAAUCAGUGCCACUGCUACCUGCUGGACUAA